Messenger RNA from Trachymyrmex septentrionalis, 282 nucleotides. RefSeq lists its product as uncharacterized. NCBI's taxonomy places the organism in Eukaryota, Metazoa, Arthropoda, Insecta, Hymenoptera, Formicidae. The transcript has a single exon. The record is from RefSeq and is a predicted model, not a curated record. The annotation marks the transcript as partial.
UAUAGCAUCACAGUUAGCAAGAAAACGGAGAAUCUUUUGAAAGAAAGGGAGAUUCUCAUUGGCGAGAUGGAAACUAUGCGACAACGCGUGAAAAAUAUAUCCUGUUACGCAGAGGAGCUUGAACAAAAGAAUAACGAUAUCAAUCAACGAAUGACAGAGAUGCAGGAAACUAUUGGCAUGCAAAUGAAUGAAAUCUCACGAGAAAAAGGUGUCCGAGAGAAAUUAGAAAUUGAGGUGCAACAACUUCAAAAAGAAAUCAUUAUAAAAAAGAACGAACUAGAG